This is a messenger RNA of Truncatella angustata, 1290 nucleotides long. Its product is annotated as enolase C-terminal domain-like protein. The coding region runs from base 1 to 1290 and encodes 429 amino acids. The record is from RefSeq and is a predicted model, not a curated record. The transcript has a single exon. NCBI's taxonomy places the organism in Eukaryota, Fungi, Ascomycota, Sordariomycetes, Amphisphaeriales, Sporocadaceae.
AUGGCAGGAAGCGUAAGAAUUAAAGACGUCGUCAUCACGCCAGUGGCGUUCCAAGACAUGCCACUAUUGAAUAGCGUCGGCGUACAUGAACCUUUCGCACUGCGCAGCAUUAUAGAAGUCAUCACCGAAACUGGGGUGUAUGGUCUUGGCGAGUCUUACGGCGACGACGCACAUCUGCAACGUCUUGAGGAGGCGGCGAGGGCGAUCAAGGAGCUGAAGCCUUCGGUCUUACAUCUUAAUGUUAUAUAUAAGACCUGCGUUGGGUCGCUUGAAGGCAGCAGCACUCACGGAGGUGAUGGCAUGGCGGGUAUGGUGACCACAGCCUCCACCGCCGAUAAAGUGUUCAGUCCGUUCGAGGUGGCAUGUCUCGAUAUCCAGGGGAAACUUGCUGGGGUACCUGUGAGUGAUUUGCUCGGCGGUCGUGUCAGAGAUACGGUGCCAUACUCGGCCUACCUGUUCUACAAGUGGGCUGGGCACCCCGGUCAGCCAGACGACGAGUUCGGAGAAGCGCUCAAUCCGGAGGGACUGGUGAAGCAAGCGAAAAAGAUGAUGGACGAGUAUGGCUUUACAGCGAUCAAACUGAAAGGCGGCGUCUUCGAACCGUCCCAGGAGGUCGCGGCAAUCAAAGCGCUGCGCCAUGCGUUCCCAAAUACACCUUUACGUCUCGACCCCAACGCUGCAUGGACAGUGGAGACCUCCAAAUGGGUAGCAAAGGAGCUUGCCGGUAUCGUCGAAUAUCUCGAGGAUCCCGCCGGAGGUAUAGACGGGAUGGCGGCGGUUGCAAACUGCACCGAGACGACCAUGCCACUCGCGACGAACAUGGCCGUGGUGGCCUUCACACACCUGCCCGAGUCUAUCGCGAAGAAUGCAGUCCAAGUCAUACUAUCGGAUCACCACUUCUGGGGCGGUCUGCGCAAGUCUCAAUUGCUAGCCGGCAUGUGCCACACAUGGGGCAUGGGCCUGAGCAUGCACUCGAACAGUCAUCUUGGCAUCUCGCUGGCCGCCAUGACGCACCUUGCAGCUGCUACCACAAACCUCGACUACGCUUGCGAUACACACUGGCCCUGGAAGCGACGUGACGAGGAUGUCAUCGUAGACGGAUCGCUCAAAUGGGUAGCCGGUGGGGCGGUCGAGGUGCCCAAAACACCUGGACUGGGCGUUGAGCUGGACCGGGAAAGGCUGGCAAAGCUCCAUAAGCAAUAUCUGGAUUGUGGUCUGCGGAAGCGAGACGAUACCACAUACAUGCAGAAGUUUCAGCCGGAGUUCUCAGCAGAUAUUCCCAGAUGGUGA